AUGAUUGGGGGGGGGGGCAAUCCUAGUCACAUCUCUAUUCCAGGACCCAGCGCUUCUAAAGGGGAGCUACUAGAGACACUUAGAGUGCUGCAGGUUCAAAUGCAGCGGCUUCAGGAAGAGAAUAGGUCUAUCAAAGAAGAAAACAAGACUUUACAUGCUGAGAAGCCCAAACAAAAAUGGUGUGCGGACACUCAGCAUGAACUUAGCGCACAUGAAGAUAUCAUCACCAUCUAUGCCCGUAAGUAUGGCAUGAUGGUCGAGAUGUUUCCUAGUGGCAAUCUUCUCAACUCAAAGCUUCCAGAAUCUCCGACUCUAUUCAAUAGUCCUGACCAAUAUAUGACUGCAGCAACACAGGACUCUGCCUUCUUAGACGAGCUUUACCAACACUUCCCUGAAUCAUUGCACAAGAUGAUGGAAAGUUCUUAUUUCAGUGAUCUGGUACUGAAAAGUAUUCCUGAUGCCCAUGCAAACAAAAUCAAGAAACUUUGUGGUGUUGCUGGUGAUAUCUUUGACCUUCCGUCAAAGUAUUUCACCAAUCCCGGCUUCGAGAGAGCUGCUAUCCCUGAAAUACAACAGCUCCUUGGGGUGACAUCUGCUACAAACCAGACAUACAAGCCUUUUCUGCCAGUGUUGUUUCCAGGAUUGAAGGAAGACAAAUCAUUGAAGAUGGUGUUCAGAAACUGGGAGCUAUUAGCACGAAUUCUCAAAGCUUCGUUGUGUGGUGUUUCCUCACUCCACCAAGGCUCAAGUGGUGGUGGUGCACAUACCAACUCUCUUAAGUGGAGUGUCUGCCAAAUCACACCAGGAUCAAUUGCAUUGGCAGUAGUUAUUGACACCGAGUUCUCAAGCUCUGGCCUUGGGAAGAAGUCGAAUAUCAAUUAUAAGAAUCUGUUCUACAACUACAAGAAGAUUCUCAUUGUGAAAUGGUCAACGAGGCGCAUCCUAUCCAUUGUUGCUAAUAUCAAUUGCUAUGUCUUCAAGGCCGCAAAAGGACCCACCAUCAAUUCAGCUGAACAAGAAGAUCAUACAGAUGCCAUCGAUCGUGCACUAGCAGCACUGGACAUGUCCGAUAGUGAUUCAGAUGAUCAAUCCAACCUUUUGGCUCUGACAUCUGCAACACUUCCAGUUGCUGAUCCAGCUGCUGCCACCCUAAGCACCACUGUGAGGAAUUCCCAACCUGAAGCACUACCAGAGGCUACCGAUGUCGAUCUACAUGUUGCUGAGGUGAUGCAGGAUGCAGGAGGUAGCGCUAGUGGACAAGGACAGAUGAAAACUAGGGGGAGGAAGGCUGCACCAGCUCCCGAAGCAACUUCUUGCACAACUUGUCGGUCUUGCAAAUGA
Suillus bovinus is the source of this 1341-nucleotide messenger RNA. RefSeq lists its product as uncharacterized. The transcript has 5 exons. The record is from RefSeq and is a predicted model, not a curated record. Bases 1 to 1341 code for a protein of 446 amino acids. NCBI's taxonomy places the organism in Eukaryota, Fungi, Basidiomycota, Agaricomycetes, Boletales, Suillaceae.